This is a messenger RNA of Ruditapes philippinarum (Manila clam), 4782 nucleotides long. Its product is annotated as sonic hedgehog protein-like. Gene Ontology annotation, biological process: intein-mediated protein splicing; smoothened signaling pathway; cell-cell signaling. NCBI's taxonomy places the organism in Eukaryota, Metazoa, Mollusca, Bivalvia, Venerida, Veneridae. The transcript is spliced from 5 exons. Bases 1458 to 2729 code for a protein of 423 amino acids. Gene Ontology annotation, molecular function: calcium ion binding; patched binding. The record is from RefSeq and is a predicted model, not a curated record.
AGCUCGUGAUUAUCACUUUAUUAACUUCUUAUAUUCAUUUAUUCACUUAUCAAACUAUUUCAAUUUAUUAGAAAUAAUCUGGAUAUCGGACACAUAGUUUUUUUAAUAAUCACAUUGUCGUUAAUAAAACUGGACUUGAAAACUGCAAUGGUUGUGAAGGAAUGUGGAAGAACAACUAAGCAUAUAUGUUUCACAGCUUCUGAAUGAAAACUACCUUAGGAAUAAACUAUCUUGUACUAUUUUUAAAUUAGAAGUAUUUAUAUUUGUAAAUUGUGAAAAGAUGCACAAAUAGUAACCAAACGUUUAAAGUACAAAUAUUCUAAGGAUUAUUUAGCGGUAUAAAUAACAAAGAUGAAGAUCUAAAUGGAGGAAUAUUAUUCUAAAAAUGGACUAGAAAUAUUUUACAGUGACACAGAGCGUGUAAUUAACAGGAAAUGUAUGGAUGUCAAUAUAAGAAAAAGCAAAUUGGAAAAUUAAUUGAAAAAGAGCGAAGGACUUCAUAUGAUGAAUGUGGGUAACAGUUUACAAGUGGGUGGAGAGAGCGGAAUAUAGGUGUAGCGUUGGAAUAAUGAGCGACAGGUAGACAAGGGCUACGUGAUGACUUCAUAUAUGAUACAGGUACCGUUGUUUGGACACUCUAGAGUAGGUGGAGUCUAUUUGACGUGUGUGACCAAAUAACUGUAGUAUAGAGGUGCCUAUCAAUCGAUCCACGUUCGUUUAACCUGAGUCCUUAGCGAAUAUAUACAUACAUAUCAUAGAAAAGGGAGGAUGUCUAAGUAUUUUUAGUGUAAAAGAUAUUGAACUAUUGACUAGUGAUUCUUAUGAAAUAAAAGGUGGAAAUUGUCAAAGCUUACGUCAGGAGAUAGUUGACUGAUAUUUGUCAGGACUUAAGACAAAAUAACGAUGACGACACCCUGGCGAGAUUUGGGCCAAUCAUUUAAAUCAGAGGUUCGAGGAAUUAUCGCAGAUAGUUAUACUUGAAUUGUGAAAGAUUGUGAAAGCGAGAGAGAAAUAUAUAAAUAUUAUUGCUUAAUUUACAAAUUGUUCGCAAGUAUUGUAUUAGAAAUUAUUUAAAUAAUGUCUUCAGAGACAUUGGGUUAUUUUUAAGGAAUAUCUUUGUAACGUGAAUACAAUAUUACCAGAAAAUAUAGAAAUAAUUUUAAUAAAAUAAGUUUAUAAAUAAUACGCGAAUUUACAUUUUAAACUGUUCUAAAUUAUUGCUUAUUUUAACAGAAUAGAAAUAAAAAAUCAUAAAAUAUUAUCUGUAAAAAAUAAACAACAUGAAAGCUUAAUGAAGAACUGGAAUAUGAGUUUUAUAACAUAAAGCUGAUUUCUCAUAAAUGACAGGAGUUAUAAAAUUAAAAGAAGUCAAUGUUUAAAUGUUAAGUGCACCGUUCAUAAAUCUGACAAAAUCGUUUAUACCUUGCGACUGACGUUCCUGAUUUAUUCCUAUCGGAAUGUUUUCAUCGAGAACUAUACGCUGUAUUCAAUCUAUAGCGAUUGUGUUAUUAAUAUUUACUGGAUAUACACGACCAUGUGGCCCGGACGUUAGGGUUGGAAGAAGGCGAAAUCGUACAAAGAAAGCGACACCGUUUGUUUACAAGCAACACGUACCUAGUGUGUCAGAGUUUGCAUACGGUGCCAGUGAGCCGGCGGACGGUGCCAUACAUAGAGAUGACCCUAGAUUCCAGGAUCUUGUUGAGAACCAUAAUACCGACAUAAUAUUCCGAGAUGAGGAAAGAGACGGCUCGGAUCGGAUUAUGACCCAGCGAUGCAAAGAAAAGCUAAAUACAUUAGCUAAACUUGUACAACUACAAUGGCCGGGUAACCCGCCAGAGGUCCCUCCUGUGAAGGUCAAGGUUAAAGAAGCCUGGGAUGACGACUUCAUGCAUGGGGAAAAUUCUCUUCAUUAUGAAGGUCGCGCAGUUGACGUGGCUACCAAUGACCGCGACAGGUCGAAGUUAGGUAUGCUGGCAGGCCUGGCGGUGCAGGCAGGGUUUGAUUGGGUAGAGUACGAGUCACAUGGCCAUAUCCAUUGCUCGGUAAAAUCAGAUUCCUCAGCAGCAGUCAGAACUGGAGGAUGUUUCACUGGAAAGAGUUCCGUUCAGAUAGAAAAUGGCGAAUCUAUUCCUAUGUCAGACUUGCGCAUUGGAGAUCGCGUGCUGGGCAUGCGCAGUGAUGGUGUUUUAGAAUACAGUGAAGUUAUUAAUUUUAUGGACCGUGAUGAUUUUGGCUAUGGAUUAUUCUACACACUGUCCACGGCGUCUGGGAAAGAAAUAACGCUAACCGCAAAACAUUUAUUGUAUGUCGUAAACCAAAACUCCUCAUUUGAUGUUAAUAGAAUUGAAGCUGUUUUCGCUGAUAGUGUGACUGCGGGGCAAUAUUUGUUGCUAAGAGACAAAGACUCGAUAAUUACAACAGUUAUAACAAAAAUCGCCGUGCAAACUCGGAAAGGGAUAUACGCCCCUCUUACGAAGCACGGCACUAUUGUUGUUGACGAUAUCAUAGCAUCUUGUUAUGCAUAUAUAGACAAUAUUGAUAUCGCGCAUGCUGUAUAUGCGCCAAUGCGGGUGUACCAUGACAUAUCACAAGUUUUCGCGAUGUUUUCUUCACAAAACGUUGAAAGUCGAAAUUCAACGAAUGUACCAAAUGGUAUGCAUUGGUAUGCCAAAAUUCUCUACAAAAUAGGUACAAAAAUACUAAGUCCUGACACUCUCUUUGUGCAUUAGCUCUAAAAUAAAGUUAAUUCUUCAAAUUCAAAUUUUUUAGUGUUGAUAUCUGUUGUUACACGAAAAACUCAUUUACUGACGUAAUAAAGUUGUUGUUAUAAAGAUCUAUAUUUAGAUUAUGCAUUUAACAUAAACAUUUUCCACAUUUUGUUUCUCGGUGUUAACGCAUGCCAUCGACCAAAACAUGUACAGAUCUUAGCUUGUUGGUUUUUGUCAUUUUUUUUUCUGCUUCGGUUUAUGUCUUGCAGUGGAGACAUUAAUAUUAAAAAGACAGUUGCAUAAGGAGGGAAAACACUUAAUAACUAUUGUAUCAUUAUGAACGUUAGACAUUUAAUUAAGUAUUGUUCAAGAAGACCAUUUGAUUUAUAUUUCGAACACGAAACAGUUCUUUUAAAGGUAGUCAGUCCACGAAAUUUUGACGAUUUAUUAAAUUAACAUUAUUUUUUAAUUUUUCAAUUCUGUAUGCAACUGUCUUCAAUAUAAAAUCCAUUGAGAGACAUGUUUACGUCUUUGUUAAUUGAUCUAUGAAAUCCAGUUAAAUUAUGAUGUAUAUAUUUUGUAAUUAUGUUGCAUUAGUUAUAAUAUAUGUAAAUAUGAGCACCAAGUGUUGAAUGAGUAAAGGGACUUAAAUGUACAGAAGAUAAGCACGACAUAGUUGUUUCCCUUGAAUGUCUGUGAUCGUGAAGCUAUUUAUUAUUUGUUGCUUUUACAUUCGCUUUUUGAAUCCAAGAAUUCUAUUUCUUAUUAAUUUAUGGUUAAAGAAAUCCGUAAAAUUCCGCACACAAUCUGUUAAGUUUUAAGAAGAAUCAGUAACAGAAGUGUUGAUUUUUAUAUUUCCGUUUUAAAGUAGUGACAGACAUUUUGAUAAGGAAUACAUGACUUUAAAUCGCAAUAAAUAUAGUCCCUUGACCUUGACCAUCAUAUUUGUUUUGACCGACCUUGACCUGUAUAUCUGUGUAACAGAACAGUGAGAUUUUUUUAAUUAUGUAGCAUAUAUUUUAUUUCUUAUCGUAUAAUGUAAUAAAUGAUGAUAUAAUGCAUGGACGAUUUUGUUUAGCUAUGACAAUGUCCAAAUGAAAUUGUAUAAUAAAACAUUUUGUAAAUACUUACAUAUUAAGUAUACAACUUGUUAAAGAAACUGUGUUAAAUUUUGAUGAACUUUUGUUUUUUGUUACCUAUUUCAGUUCACAUUUGCACUAAAAUAUAUUUGAGCCGUGUCAUGACAAAACCAACAUAAUGGGUUUGCGACCAGCAUGGAUCCAGACCAGCCUGCCCAUCCGCGCAGUCUGAUCAGGAUCCAUGCUAUUCGCUAUCAGUUUCUUUACUUGUUAUAGGGUUGGUAAGCGAACAGCAUGGAUCCUGAUCAGACUGCGCGAAUGCGCAGGCUGGUCUGGAUCCAUGCUGGUCGCAAACCCAUUAUGUUGGUUUUGUCGAGACGCAGCUCAAUUUUCUAAAAGACCAUCUCUUAGGACCAAUCAUGAAAUAAAUUUAUGAUCUCUCACGCAUUUUAACCUAUCUUUAUUAGGCUUUUGAAGCUGGCGGAAGUUUAUACUUACAACAUUUAUUAAAGUUUGGCGCGCUUUUUAAAAUUAACACUUAUUCAAGUUUUGAAAUUUCGUUUCAUGGAACGCUAUGUUUUAAUGUUUUAUUUUUAAAUUCAAACCAGCCAGUUUUAGCUGAUCAAAUGAGUGUUUCUAUCAUAUAAAGCAUUGACAUUUUCUCAUUAUCUCUCAAAUUUAUCUCAUAUAUUUAUCUCGUCAAUUUAUAUCACCAAAUUUUCUCUUCAUUAUCAAAAAUAAUUUUUUGUCCCUACUCCAAAUAGUAAGCAAGCAAUGUACAUGUAUACUUGUUAAAAAAUACAAUUAGUAACAUGAAAAGACUUAAUGAAAUUCUUGACUAAAUUGUAUAUUACUGAUUAAUGUUUGAUGAAUUAGAUGUUUUUUAACUGACAGGUCAGUAGAAAUAGUAAACUUUAUUGUAUUUUGUGACUUUUAAUAUUGUUAUUCACAUCAUUCGUUUUAUCUUUUUGCAAUAUCUUUUACACUUUUUUUCU